Telopea speciosissima is the source of this 465-nucleotide messenger RNA. Its product is annotated as putative serine carboxypeptidase-like 53. Gene Ontology annotation, molecular function: serine-type carboxypeptidase activity. The record is from RefSeq and is a predicted model, not a curated record. NCBI's taxonomy places the organism in Eukaryota, Viridiplantae, Streptophyta, Magnoliopsida, Proteales, Proteaceae. Gene Ontology annotation, biological process: proteolysis. The coding region runs from base 1 to 465 and encodes 154 amino acids. The transcript has a single exon.
AUGAGGAGUGGAGAAAUGAUUCUGAAGAGCUCAAUCUUUGUUCUUCAUUUGUUACUUCUUUUCUCUCUUACUACUUGCUUUGCCGUAGCAGGCAAACAUGAAAGGCAAUCAGAUGUUCUUCACCGUUUUUUCAAGGAAAAGUUGCAGAACAAAGCCGGGAUCAACACCGAACCAAUUUAUGUAGAGAAUGAUAUCUUUAAUAAUAUUCAUGUGGAACCUCAAGAAUGCUUGAAGGAACAAGAUAAGAUUGAAAAGCUUCCGGGACAGCCUUUCGUUAACUUCUCUCAAUAUGGAGGUUAUGUCAUUACAGACAAAUCGGCUGGUCGAGCACUUUACUACUACUUUGCUGAGGCUCUUGAAAGCAAAGAAAAACCUCUCCUUCUUUGGCUUAAUGGAGGUAUACUUUCAUCUCUGUCUUCUUAUGUUCUUAUUCCUUUUUAUUUCUUUUUGAUGAGAGAAAGAUGA